UCCAGAUCCAUCCCGGAGGAGGCUGGGCGGGCGGACGGGCGGGCGGCUGCUCCGGUCCAGGGGUGGAGGUCGGGGCCCCGACCCGACGCAGCCAGGCGGAAGCGGGGCUGCCAUUGGCCCAGAGGCUGCUUUUACCUGCGCGCGGCCCGGGGCGCAAAGUCCGAGGCGCCGGCGGGGAGGAGGCGGCGGCCGGCAGCGCAGGUGGGCUCGCGCCCUCGGCCCUGCAAGAUGCCCCUGAGGCUACGGGGGAAGAAGAAGGCUAAGUCCAAGGAGACCGCCGGGCUGGUGAAGGGCGAGCCAACGGGCGCGGGCGGCGGGAGCCCCUCAGCGUCCCGGGCUCCCGCACGCAGGCUGGUCUUCCACGCGCAGCUGGCGCACGGGAGCGCCACGGGCCGAGUGGAGGGCUUCUCCAGCAUCCAGGAGCUCUACGCCCAGAUCGCGGGCGCGUUUGAGAUUUCGCCGUCGGAGAUCUUAUAUUGCACUUUAAACACACCUAGAAUUGACAUGGAAAGACUCCUAGGAGGACAACUAGGACUAGAAGAUUUCAUAUUUGCCCAUGUGAAAGGAAUCAAAAAAGAAGUGAAUGUGUGUAAAUCUGAGGAUUCACUUGGUGUCACCAUUACAGAUAAUGGUGUUGGCUAUGCUUUUAUAAAGAGAAUUAAAGAUGGUGGUGUUAUUGACUCAAUUAAAACAAUCUGUGUUGGGGAUCAUAUUGAAUCCAUAAAUGGAGAAAAUAUUGUUGGGUGGCGUCACUAUGAUGUUGCUAAGAAGUUAAAGGAAUUUAAAAAAGAGGAACUCUUCACCAUGAAGUUAAUAGAACCUAAGAAGGCAUUUGAAAUAGAGCCGAGGUCAAAGGCUGGAAAGUCAUCAGCAGAAAAAAUUGGUAGUGGAAGGGCAACACUUCGCCUGAGAUCAAAAGGUCCUGCCACCGUGGAAGAAAUGCCUUCUGAAACCAAAGCAAAGGCAAUUGAAAAGAUUGAUGAUGUUCUUGAAUUAUACAUGGGAAUUCGAGAUAUUGAUUUAGCCACCACAAUGUUUGAAGCUGGAAAGGACAAAGUUAAUCCAGAUGAAUUUGCUGUGGCGCUUGACGAAACUCUUGGAGACUUUGCGUUCCCAGACGAAUUUGUCUUUGAUGUUUGGGGAGUCAUUGGUGAUGCCAAACGAAGAGGAUUAUGAUGUGGACACGCCAUCUCUGAAGAAACGACCUAUCGUUCUUUUUUUUUCUCUUUUUAAAAGUCCCAUAAGAUCUGUUUUUGGACACCUUUACUAACUAUGAUUUAAUUUCAUGUGUAUGGAAUAUAUUCUUUGAAAUAUAAUUUUGGUAAUUUUGAUUUCUGGGUACUUUUUAAUGUUACUGAUGUAGUAUGCUUAAGAGAAAUGACCUAAAUAAGGAUAAAUUGUAAUAUUCAUUCAAAAGGAUUUUAAAAGUAAGUUUUAAGGAGUAUUUCUAGAUAGAUGAUUUUCUGUUCCAUUAAUACCCAUGCUUUGUUUUUCACAUAUAAAUAGUUGAUUUCAAUAGCUUUGUAGUUUUUUUUUUUUUUCCAAAACCUUAAUGUAAACUAGGAUUGGAGUAUGAUUUACCUCAUAGCAUCUUCAUUGUGUUAUCCUAGUUUGAACAGGAUAUGUUCAGGCAAUGAAAGGUGAAUGAUGCCCCUAUUGUUCUAGAAGCAAUUUUUUUUUUUUUUUGAUUUUCUGAGUAAGGGAAGGAAGAUUCCUGUGUCAUGUUGAUUUCUAUGGCCAACUUUCUCUUUUUGUAAAACAAAGAUUGAUUGAUUUUCUUGUAUGCUUCUUUAUACAAGCUCUCAAAACUUGUGGUUGAAAUAUGUGCUGUGUCUCUGCAUGUGUAAAAGAAGGGUAGAAAAAGAGGUAGGUAGGGUAGAACUACUUGAAUUUGAUUUUUUUCAGUCCUUAAAACAUUAUUUCUUUUUUUCACCCAUAGCUACUUUUAUGUUACUUUUAUAAGCACUCCAGGGAAGAUUUUAUAUUUUUUUGUAGAGUUUUUGGAAAGAUAUUUACUCAAAAUAACUGUUUUAGAACUUUUUUUUUUUUUUUUUUUUUUUUUGGUUAAACAUCAGCACUUUUUAGUUCCUUAAACUUUAGAAGAGAGACUAUCAGAAAUAGAUUUCCUUCCAGUGGAAAGAAAGGAGGAAGGGAGAAUUGAGAAAAUAUAUUAGUCUAUUAUUUUAGAGUUCUAAUGCACUCCUCUAAACCUUACAUUGUAGAGAAAAUUGAGGGUAAAUGACUGUCUUAUCACUCUUAUUUGACAUUUUAUAGGUGUAAGAGAAAUGGAAAUGAAUGGUUUCAACAAAGAUCAUUUAAUGCAGCAGAGCAUGGUGUGACCAAGCAUCUUUGUAAAGUGUUAGAUGAAAAAUGCUGUGUGCUGCCUUGGUAAUCGGAAAUAAUAACCUGUUAGGGAUGUAUUCUAGGAAAUCAGAAGUAGUUCUCUUUUCUUUCUGGGUUGUUGCUUAGAUAACUCUUUUUUUCUGAUAAAACUUUAGUUUUACUACCAUCCACUCCUUUGUCAAAUGAGUUUAAUGCCAUAAAGCUGAUAUUCUUUGUCUGAUUAAUUUGAAAUCUGCACAGAAGUUGUUUUAGUCAUUAAUGUGUAACAAAAGUAGCUUAUAGAAUAUGGAUUUUCUUAUUGCUGUUACUCAUCAUUUGAAAAUAAAAUCUAGCUCAGGUU
Messenger RNA from Chlorocebus sabaeus (green monkey), 2683 nucleotides. It is a transcript of the gene GIPC2, whose product is annotated as GIPC PDZ domain containing family member 2. The record is from RefSeq and is a predicted model, not a curated record. NCBI's taxonomy places the organism in Eukaryota, Metazoa, Chordata, Mammalia, Primates, Cercopithecidae. Gene Ontology annotation, molecular function: protein binding.